Messenger RNA from Entrophospora sp. SA101, 888 nucleotides. NCBI's taxonomy places the organism in Eukaryota, Fungi, Glomeromycota, Glomeromycetes, Entrophosporales, Entrophosporaceae. The record is from the annotation of a GenBank genome assembly.
AUGUCAUAUAAGAAACGAGCUGAAGCUUUGACAUUCCCAAAAUCAAAUCGACCUCAAACAGGGGAAGAAAUGUCAUCUAUGUUAAGUUAUAGAGAUAGUGGCAUUCUUCUAUUAUCAUUGACACAGUCUAGACAAGCUUGGACAAGCUCUAUUCUUAAAAAAUUUUCGUCAAAGAAUGAAAUUUUUUUUAAGCCAGAUUUACCUGAAAAUACUAAUUCUAAUGCAGUUGUUACACUUCUUGGGAAAUUUACUUUAACAAUAGGUCCGCAUACUUUUUAUGACACAAAAUUUUACAAGGCCAUAUAUGAAAAAGAAAAUAUAGAAAUACAAAGCAAUGUGACAACUCAAUUAACAUCUCCACAAACUGGACCACAAAUCUUACCAAACUCUGUAUCUCAUGCUAUCUCACAUCCUAUAAUGCAAACAGUUCCACAAGCUAAGAAUCAACAUACAAUACAGUUACCAAGGCAAACAACACAAUACAUGUCUCAACCAAAUACACAAUCAUCAUCACAACAGGUACAACCUUCUAUACAACCUCGUAUAUCUCAAAGCUCUUCAUCUACCCAAUCUCAAGCACAAAUACAACCUCUUCAAUCACGAGUUCCAUUGUCACGGUUACCUUCUAGACAAAUACAGCCAGUAACUAUAAAUACACCCACUGUAACUUCAUUAUCAACAACACCUCUACCAUCAAUAAUGACAUCAUCAUCACAAUCAACAAAAAUUCCAUCACAAGCAUCUUUGAAUACAAAUAGUUUUGUGGGUUCAUCAUCCACUUUAACUUCUGAAAAAACAGUUUCAGUUCAGAAUGAGUUUCGAAAUAAACAACAAAACUAUUAUAGAGAAGUAGAAGUAAUUGUGCCGUUGCAAGUAGCUAUAGGAUAA